CGCACCUGUCUUUACUAUUUCAAACAUGAGCAUUUCAUCUCUCAUGGUUGCAACCAACGCCUUGACUUCACAACCAGAGGGUUGAGUCUCUCUCUUGUACACACCCUUGAUGAAAUGGGAGGCAUAUGGGGUCGCCUGAGUUCACCACUAUCACAAAUGAGAGCAAGUUCAAAGCUCCACAUGAUGGUGGGCGAGGCAAUGAAGCGAAGAGUCAGUGCAGGAGGAGGAAGCCCGUUCAGAUCCAUUGAUGGUAUGCUCAUGAAGUUCCCAAAGCUCAUCGAAGGCCUAAAAGAGCUUCACAUCAUUUUCGACCAAUUUGACAAAGAUUCGAAUGGAACCAUCAAUUGGGAAGAGCUGAGACAGAUCUUCUCCUAUCUGCAACUGAAAUUCAGUGACCAGACAUUGGCCAAUCUCUAUGAUGCAUGUGAAAUGGAUGGCCACAAAGGCAUAAAUUUCGCAAAGCUCGUUCUUCUUCUUGGCUGGUUUCAUCUCCUAGAGGACCACCCAUAUGAAUCCCAUGCUGGUGAUCUGCCGCACAUAGAGGGAACAUUCAAUACUCUAAUAGAUGCGUUCGUGUUUCUUGACAAGAAUGGCGACGGUUACAUUAACAGGAAAGAAAUGGUUCAGGCCAUUAAGGAGGCCCCUUCAAAGGAAAAAUCCUCCAAGGACACCAAGGACAUCGCCAUGAACAGAUUCAAGGAGAUGGAUUGCGACAAGAACGGUCACAUUAGUUUCAAGGAGUUCCUUUUGGCCUUCACUCGCUGGAUUGAAAUCAAUGAUGACUACCAGUAAAAAGAAAAAACAACAAAACAAAAUA
Messenger RNA from Amborella trichopoda, 817 nucleotides. RefSeq names its product putative calcium-binding protein CML21. The record is from RefSeq and is a predicted model, not a curated record. NCBI's taxonomy places the organism in Eukaryota, Viridiplantae, Streptophyta, Magnoliopsida, Amborellales, Amborellaceae. Gene Ontology annotation, molecular function: calcium ion binding.